This is a messenger RNA of Lecanosticta acicola, 833 nucleotides long. The record is from the annotation of a GenBank genome assembly. Lineage: Eukaryota; Fungi; Ascomycota; Dothideomycetes; Mycosphaerellales; Mycosphaerellaceae.
AUGGCUCCAUCUACAAACUCACAACAGGCCUCUUCUGGCGCACAAGGCAAAUCCCGAUCGAAGUCAUCUCUCACGGGCCCGAAAGCUGUGUACUUGAUUCUCUACAAUGCCACCUCAGCGAUGCUCUGGUCUGUCGUUCUUGGACGAACCGUCCUCAUUGCAGCCGUACAUGGCUAUGGAAGCGUUUGGACCGGCACAGGAGACUUCACGAAAUGGACACAAACACUCGCUGGACUGGAAGUCUUGCAUGCUGCGAUAGGUAAACCCAAGAAUCUGCACCAGUAGAACCCCCCAAAGAAGAACCAAGAGCUAAGUAUUUCUCUUGUACGAUUUCCUUAGGUCUCGUCCGCGCACCCCUCCUCACGACACUCAUGCAAGUCGCCUCUCGCUUCCUUCUCGUCUGGGGAAUCGUACACAAUUUCCCCAAUACCACCGGACGCAAUCCUGCCUAUUCGACCAUGUUGAUCGCGUGGAGCGUUACAGAGGUGAUAAGAUACAGUUACUUUGCUGUCAAUCUCACAUAUGGAAGAGUUCCCGCAUGGAUGACAUGGUUGAGGUAUAACACAUUUUUUGUGCUGUAUCCCAUGGGCAUCAGCAGUGAGUGUUGGUUGGUGUAUCAAGCGAUUGAGCCCGCGAAGAGGUGGAAUGCUGCGUUGGAGUGGGUCUUGAAGCUGAUCUUGUUUGUAUACGUUCCUGGUAUGGAUAUCUCUGGGAUUUAUUAUUGGGGGGAAAGAGGAUGUGCUGACUUGCUCGCAGGAUCGUACAUAUUGUUCACGCAUAUGAUGGCUCAGAGGAAGAAAAUUAUGCGUGGGGAUGCGAAGAAGGCUACAUGA